UGAGGAGGUCCCGGGAGCCGGCGGCCGUGGUAUCUGCAAGCGGGGGGAAGGCGUCGGGAGGGCUCUGCAGCCGCGCGCGAUCCUGCUCUCUCUCAGUUAACUGUGGACAUGUGCAAGGGGCCCACCCCUAAGUCCAGAUGACACUCAUGCCGAUGGCUUCAGUGAUGGCAGUGACAGAACCAAAAUGGGUCUCGGUCUGGGGUCGCCUCCUGUGGGUGACACUGCUGAGCAUGGUGCUGGGGUCCCUACUGGCUCUGUUGCUGCCACUGGGGGCCAUGGAGGAACAGUGCCUGGCCAUGCUCAAAGGCUUCUACCUGCUCAGAAGCACAUUGCACAGGGCACAGCAUGCCGUCACCAAGUGCACUAGCCCGUCCACAGAGCUCAGUGUCACCUCCAGGGAUGCGGCACUGCUGGUGGUCAAGACCAAGGCCUCUCCAGCAGGUAAGUUGGAAGCCAAAGCAGCAUUGAACCAAGCCCUGGAAAUGAAGCGCCAGGGCAAGCGGGAGAAAGCUCACAAGCUCUUCUUGCAUGCCCUCAAGAUGGACCCGGACUUCGUCGAUGCGCUCAACGAGUUUGGCAUCUUCUCGGAAGAAGACAAGGACAUCAUCCAGGCCGAUUAUUUGUACACCAGAGCGCUGACCAUCUCGCCCUCGCACGAGAAAGCGCUGGUCAACCGCGACCGGACGCUGCCGCUCGUGGAGGAGAUCGACCAGAGGUAUUUCAGUAUCAUCGACAGCAAAGUGAAAAAGGUCAUGUCCAUCCCCAAGGGCAACUCUGCACUACGCAGGGUCAUGGAGGAGACGUACUACCAUCACAUCUACCACACGGUCGCGAUUGAGGGCAACACUCUCACCCUGUCGGAGAUCAGGCACAUCCUGGAGACCCGCUACGCCGUGCCAGGGAAAAGCCUGGAGGAGCAGAACGAGGUCAUCGGCAUGCAUGCGGCCAUGAAGUACAUCAACACAACCCUGGUCUCCCGCAUAGGCUCUGUCACCAUCAGCGACAUGCUGGAGAUCCACAGGAGGGUGCUGGGGUAUGUGGAUCCUGUGGAAGCUGGCAGGUUUCGGAUGACACAGGUCCUGGUCGGACACCACAUCCCUCCCCAUCCUCAGGAUGUGGAAAAGCAGAUGCAAGAGUUUGUGCAGUGGCUCAACUCUGAGGACGCCAUGAACCUGCACCCGGUUGAGUUUGCAGCCUUGGCCCAUUAUAAACUCGUUUACAUCCAUCCCUUCAUUGAUGGCAAUGGAAGGACGUCUCGCCUGCUGAUGAACCUCAUCCUGAUGCAGGCAGGCUACCCGCCUAUCACCAUCCGCAAGGAGCAGAGAUCCGAGUAUUACCACGUGCUGGAAGUCGCCAAUGAAGGCGACGUGAGGCCGUUCAUUCGCUUCAUCGCCAAGUGUACUGAGACCACCCUGGACACUCUGCUUUUUGCCACAACUGAGUACUCGGUGGCGCUGCCAGAAGCCAAACCCAACCAUUCUGGCUUCAAAGAGACGCUUCCUGUGAAGCCCUAA
This is a messenger RNA of Cynocephalus volans (Philippine flying lemur), 1514 nucleotides long. RefSeq names its product FIC domain protein adenylyltransferase (gene FICD). The transcript is spliced from 3 exons. The coding region runs from base 138 to 1514 and encodes 458 amino acids. The record is from RefSeq and is a predicted model, not a curated record. Lineage: Eukaryota; Metazoa; Chordata; Mammalia; Dermoptera; Cynocephalidae. Gene Ontology annotation, molecular function: protein binding.